GCCAUACUGGGUCUCGGCAGAAAUGGCUCUCCGGUGAGGCCGGAAAAUUUGGGCGUAAGUCAGCGGGUGUGGCAGUGGCGAUGAGACAGCUUGUGCAAGGCUACGCAUGGAGUGGGAGGGACAGAGUUGUGACCGACUCGGACGAGAGUGAUGGCUCGGACGUGAUGGUAAGUGAGGAACCGGUGGUUAGGAUGCGCUCCCCAAGCCCUGAGCGGGUAGGAAGUGUGCAGCCCUCUAACGGCAGGGAGUGGAACCGAUGCCAGAUCGAUGGUCUAUGA
Molecule: messenger RNA, 278 nt
Organism: Sphaeroforma arctica JP610
Lineage: Eukaryota; Ichthyosporea; Ichthyophonida
Exons: 2
Source: RefSeq, a predicted model, not a curated record